GCGCCGCCGGGAAUGCGUCGCCGUUCGCGCUCCCGACGCUCCCGACUCGAUUCGAUUCAAGCUGUGCAAGACUCGCGCGUGUGCAGCCAUUUCAUGGACACAGGAUCAAUCAACAUCAACAAAAAAUUCUAUUGAGAAAUUGUCAGCAUGUUUGGUGGUAAAUUACGAUCGUGGAUGGAAGCGGUGCGUCCCAGGAAGAAGCAGCAACGUAAAGAGAAACAAAAACAACUUGCGAACGCCAAUUCGGAGUUUGUCACCAAGUUCAAGACGGUUCCAAACUCACAAUCAUCCGAAAACGAAAUGACGAGUGUAGACAGCAAAUCGAUGCAAACCAUCGCGAGUCAAGGCGCGAGAUACUCCGGAGCGAACCUCUCAUCCCCGGAGUCAGCGUAUUCGACAGGAUACUCGACUGACGGGACGUCACCUGGCGCUCCCCCUGAGUACUACAUCAACAUCCGUACUGGCACACGAUACUUUCCGUCUGAGGGUGGCGAUAAAUGCGCGCCGACGCCGACCGGCAAUCACUUAGAGGCCGCGACACGGCCGCUUCCGCCGCCCCCGCCAACCAGGAAUAAUUUAUCUCCUGUCAUCCGACCGGCGACCGCAAACACCAACAACGCUUUACUUCAGACGUCAGAAAGGCCCACAGUCACAGUUAUGGGUCAAGAUUUUGAUAAUAAACACCUGCGAAAUCAGAACCCAACAUCCACCGCGCUUCCAAACAGAAUCACAGAAGUAGUCGUAGUGAAUUCAAGUCUAAUGUCACCAAGACAACGCAAUCGGAUCAGGACCAACCCAUGGGUCCCCGGGACCAACCUAAGUCCCUGCAAUAGUUCCGUGGGUUUACACUUAAAGAACGACCUUACACCUCGCGCGAGUCUUAUGAAUAGCCCUGUCCCCACGCGGUAUUUGAGCCCAACAGUUCCCUGCAGUCCCAUAAAUCGCGUUGCGCGUUGCGCCUCCCUCUCCUCUUCGUCCUGUUCAUCCCUAUCGGCUGCAAGUCUAAACUGGGACGCGAAUCUUGUCCGUGAUGAUCCGCCAACAGUACCUUCCUCAGCCCUGAUAGCAGCAGCAAUCCGUAGUCCUCGGUUUCACACAGGGAGUGAUGAGGAAGAUGACUGUACCCUCAAUGAAAUGAUGGGUAAGUACGACGAGAGUUACGUCUAUGAAAAAGAGACGGAUAUACUGAGUGAUAGCGACCCUACGGAUUGCGAGACGGAUAUAGACACUGGACAAGAUGGCGGGGAUGAGGAUGAUCCUCAUGAGACCGAGUUUGAUUUCAUCGAUAAUGGAUCCUUCCUUGAAUUCAACAUUAAAGAUGAAAGAUUGAAUACAGGACAUUGUACUUAUUACAACUUUGAAAUGCAGAGGAAGACAUCAAGAAAAAAGACAACCCGUAGAUCCAGGAAGGAUAGUAAUAAAUCAGAACGAAGAAGAAGAUCUACUUCAUCUAAAAAAAGACAUAAACUACCUGAGAAUAAGGUUAAUAUCGCUGAGGGUACCAGAAGUGCAGGUGCGACACCAGUGUCAGUCCGUAGAACUAAACACCCUGUAUCUAAGUUAGCUCUGGAUGAUACCUUCAGAAGAAGAUCAAAUUCUGUGAGUAUUCCAAGGGAUCCCGUGAAUUUUUUCGAUAAACGUGAUAAGGAAGCUGAUAAAAAGUACAAGGAGCUCAUUGUUGAAGCAGAACACAUUCUGAAGAACAUGAAGAGUAAUGUUACAGGGUUGUCACCCCGGAGGGUACCAGGACCUGCGAAUAAACGCGUAGAGUUACUCCGGACUGAGAAUCAACCGGUUUUGGUAAAACCACCGGAACUGAAACCCCGACUGAACGAAGACCCAAUACAUCCGCGUAUUCCGUCCAGUUUUUCACCACGCUUCUCACCAAAACGCAAUCACAUCACGAAAUUCAUCAAUAGCAACUCGCCAAUCAUGAUGCGACGUGAGGAGGUUACACAUAGUCCUGUGUUGUUUAAGAAGACCCCACAGGAUGCACAUUCUCCUUUGAUGUGUCGGAGACAACCCAAAACUGAUCUACCAUCAAGACGUAGUCCUAAAUAUAGAAAGAAACAGAUACAGAAACAGAAUUUAAGUCAUUUUAGUUCGGAUUCUGAGGAGAAUGAAGAUGUGGGUGAUGUUAGGGAUAAGUUUGCUAAUGAAUGCCCACAGAGUGAGCCUGUCAAGAGGAAGAUCUACAGUAAUCAAAGUAAGACGGUGGCGUUCAACUUGGCGCAUCAGAAUAUCACGACUGCUACACAUACGGAGAUUUCUAUGUCCAUUGAGGAAACAUGCCGGAAGAGUUGUGAAAGUCUCCGACAGCAAGUGCUCCUAAACACAAUUUCUAACCUCAAACGUAGUCUGGAAGACCAAUCAGCGUCCCUGAAGCAAGUCUACCGUAGUUCACAGAAUCUCCACACGUAAAAUUACAGAAAACGGAAACAGGAUAUAAAAAGAUGGCAAUAAUUGAACGGAGCAACGGAAUACAACACUACAGCCCCAAGAAUACAAGAUUUCGAAGGAUUAAUGAAACAUGAAAAAUAUUACUCCAUUAUUACUACCGUACGCAUUCUUUUAGAUAAACUAGACACGUUUAUAGGUUAUGUACGUACACGAUAACUCAUGAUAACUCAACUCGUAGUCGAAUUUGAUUUGUAUUAGAGAAAGUUAGCACCCUUUGAGUAGUGGCUCCAUCUAGUGAAAUUAUAGUUGCCCAAAACUACUACAAUAAUAAUUAAUUACGUAAAAUAUUUAAUCUGUUGUAGUAUACUGAUGAAAAAAUAUUAAGAAACACGUAGUGAAGUAUAAUCAAUGAGAAUCUAACCGAAAUAAUACUUAGGCAACACACACUACACUUUUAUAGAAACGUAGUUUUUUAUAAACACUAACAUGUACUGUAGCUGGUUCUCUGGGUCUUCUUUAUUGAUGGAUUUAUUGUUAUUGAAUUAUGAAAUUAGCGAGAUUAGAUAAAUCGUUGAGUAAUUUUAGUUGUGAACUUCCAUUGAGAUGAAUAAUUCGAAUUCGAUUUUCAGAUGGACAUAACCCCCAAAUUCCAAGAAUGCAGCACCCAAUGUAUUAUCAUGUAACACCUGUAUUUGUGUACAAUAACGCCUGAAACGCCUAAAUCUUCCAAAGUAACACCAGAUUGAAUGUAUUGUAAUCACACGCAGACACGUAUUGUUGAUUUUCGAACAUCUUUUCAACGUUUUCAACGUUUACUGUAAAAGUGAGGCGCUCAAACUAUUUUUAUACAAAUGAUUGAUACUACUACAAGUAUAACUACAACUACAACCCUGAUGAUGAUAAGAAUAUUGAUUGUCUUGGUUUGUGAGCCUAAUAUUUGUAAUAAAAUCUGAAUUUGUGGAGAGAUGGAGUGAAAAAUGCGCGGCGAUGAUUCCAAACAAAUUUCUUUACUAUUUUUGAUUAUAUUUGUGUAUAUAUUAUGUAUACAUGUUGUAAACAUGUUUAAUAUUGUUAUGAUUGUUUCAUAUAAAAGAGAUAACACUGAAAA
Messenger RNA from Dalotia coriaria, 3508 nucleotides. RefSeq lists its product as uncharacterized. The record is from RefSeq and is a predicted model, not a curated record. NCBI's taxonomy places the organism in Eukaryota, Metazoa, Arthropoda, Insecta, Coleoptera, Staphylinidae. The transcript has 7 exons. Bases 148 to 2421 code for a protein of 757 amino acids.